This is a messenger RNA of Gigantopelta aegis, 1749 nucleotides long. Its product is annotated as interferon-inducible GTPase 5-like. Gene Ontology annotation, cellular component: membrane. The transcript has 2 exons. The record is from RefSeq and is a predicted model, not a curated record. Gene Ontology annotation, molecular function: GTP binding. Lineage: Eukaryota; Metazoa; Mollusca; Gastropoda; Neomphalida; Peltospiridae. Bases 120 to 1373 code for a protein of 417 amino acids.
UCCAAAAACCGGUUUCAGAUUUGUUUUCACAUCGUAUUCCAGGCCAAAACCGAAAGUUGAAGAAUAUCACGCCAUUUUCUGCAGGAAAAUAUUUUAUUUUUUUGCACGUUCAUAAAACCAUGUUUGACUGUGAUUGGUGUGUAUUUUCGGAAAGUGAUCUCGAACAAGCCAGACACCAGGUUGAAACAAAUGGUGUUUCAGGUAUUCAUAAUUUCCUUGUUGAAAAAACGAAAAAAUGGAAAUUUGUGAAAAUAAAUAUCGGCAUUGCUGGAGAGUCGGCGGUUGGCAAAUCCUCAUUUAUCAACUGCAUUCGUGACAUAACAGCAGACGACAACGAUGGAGCUCCUGUUGGAACUGGUGAUACAACAAUAGAACCAACCAGGUAUUGGCAUCCUUAUAACGAAGAACUUGUAUUCUGGGAUCUGCCCGGAGUAGGAACACCGAAAUAUCCCAGAAAUGAAAAAUACUUUGACCUUAUUAACUUUGAAAAGUAUGACUUUUUCCUAAUUUUGUCAGACAACAGAUUUUCAACCAACGACGUUUGGUUAGCCAGAGAGAUAGCUAAAAGAGGAAAGCGGUUCUUCUUUGUACGUACAAAAAUUGACGAAGCGAUGGAAAAUGAACAGGAAAUCCGAGGAGGGGAUUUCUCAGCGAGUGCUGUGCUGGACAAAAUAAUCAAAGACUGCCAAAACAAUUUUAAAGUGGCCCAGCUGACCGACACUAGCGUGUUUUGUAUUUCUAAUUACCACAGAGAGAUGUGGCAGUUUGAAGAGCUCAUGGAACAGCUGAUAGUCGCACUGCCGGAGAUGAAGAGGAUGUCUCUUGUACUUUCCAUUGGCCCAGUAUCCAAACAAGUCAUUGGACAGAAAACCAAGUUCCUUACGGACAGGAUUUGGCAGGUGGCUUCCAUAUCCGCUAUGACUGCAGCGGGUGGUUCAGUUGUGCCGGUUCCGUUACUAGGUGGAGCUAUUGGCGUUGCUGCGGAUGUCACUAUUCUGCUACACGAGGUAGACUUCUACCUGAAACAAUACGGUCUGAACGACGAGUCACUGAAGCAACUGGCGGACCGCACCAACACGAAAGUUGACUAUUACGUAAAGUCACUCAAGUUCGCCUCGACACUUGUUACCAAACGGCAGAGCAUCAAGGCCUUCGUCAUUGACAUGAUAAAGAAGGAAGCUGUCAAACAGGCUGAGAAGAGAACAUUUCAAGAGUUUGCAAGACUGAUACCAAUAAUAGGCAUGGCUGUGGCAGGCGGAAUAUCUUUUGGUACUUGCUAUUAUUUCCUGAGGAAGACCAUCCAGCAGUUUGAGACUGAUGCAGUUGCUGUUGUCGAUGCUGCAAUUAGGAAGACAUCCGAGGAACUUGACUGAUUACAAAUAACGUAUUGACACCAACAUUGCAUUAAGAAAGUAUGUCGUUGGUAAAGGAAUACAUUGCUUUCGUCGAAACCCAUCGACACUGUGCUUGUUGGUAGACUUGUUUGGAUAUAAUAGUUUUGUUGUGGCAAACGCUGUGACUGAAUAUGGACAAUUAUUAUCAUUUACGGAAAUAAGAAAUAUAAUUUUGACGGAAAUGUCUAUGAAAUGUUUAGAGGAAACUCUUUGAUUCCAGGGGUACCGGUAUCAUUAAACAGUACAGAAGUUACAUCAUUGACACAAGUGACGUUGUUUAUUACCCCAACCCCCCCCCCCCCUCCCAAUUUUUUUUAAAUAAUUUCCAAAACAAAACAAAAACACCCCCCCCCCC